Fomitiporia mediterranea MF3/22 is the source of this 497-nucleotide messenger RNA. RefSeq lists its product as uncharacterized. NCBI's taxonomy places the organism in Eukaryota, Fungi, Basidiomycota, Agaricomycetes, Hymenochaetales, Hymenochaetaceae. Bases 20 to 280 code for a protein of 86 amino acids. The record is from RefSeq and is a predicted model, not a curated record. The transcript has a single exon.
CGACUCCGAUGCCAUCCAGAUGAGUUUUAGGUUUGCUUCGAAUGGCACGUUACAUGGAUCGAAGGCCGAAGAAAGUAGGCGAGAGCGUGAUGGACUGCAUCGCAAGAAGCUUCAUCGCGAGAAUCAUUGGGAGUACAGAAGAGUAUGGCUGCCUAAUGGAACCACGAGCAGAAGCAUUAAAGCAACAAGAUUGAUUUUCGUCAUAGGUAUUAGGAAAUAUUUGCAAGGGUCAGUGCGAGCAGAAGAACCGUCGUCGGCUGUAAUAGUUGUUAGCUCCUAAACAGUUCGAGCUAGAUAAUCCAGACGGGGUAUGGCACUCAGAAUGUCAAGCCUAUCGUUUCAAGAUGCCAUCGCUUGGCAUGAGCCAUUGUAAACCAGUGCUCCAGACUCUGUUUAACGAAGUGGACAAAGGGAAUUCGCAUAUUAGAUAUUGAUGGAUUCGCAACACGGGAAUUCGGCCCAGAUGAAUCAGCGUCCUCGAUCACAUUAGCGCCAAA